CCCCCCCCGUGCAACAAGUUUGCAGCAGCCAGAAGGAGCAGGUUGGCGGAGGCGGGGCGCAACGUUCAUUCAUCCGCGAGCGGUCGCAGGUACAUCACUUCGUGGCUCCGCCGCCGGAUGCACUUUGCGCACGAACGGGGAUCGCGGCGGGAGCGCAUCGGAUUGAGGAAAAAAAAUACAUGUAAAUAAAAGAGAGGGGACAAAAUUAAACUCAGAAUGGAAGCAGCGCCUCAGAAGCGACAACAUUGUGGCGCAACGGCGCUGAACGUCAUCUCGUCGCUGUGCUCGGUGGCGUCCAUCGCCUUCUGCGUCCUGCUGAGCGCCAACACGGCGGACAUCAGGAGCCGCGUCGUGGAUCUGGAAAGCGCAAUCGUGGGCUCCUCGGCGGCUGAUUUCAAUUCACUGAUUGAGAGCCGCGUGGACCAGCUGCUGUCUCAGCGCUCCUAUGAAAAUUACGUCAAGAUCCGGACUGCCAGAGAAGCCUCACCUGAAUGCAACUGUCCUCCAGGACCUCCGGGAAAGCGAGGAAGACGAGGCCGCGAUGGAGAACCUGGCCCUCCUGGCCCUCCAGGUCCAAAGGGCGACAAGGGGGAUCAAGGCGACCAGGGACCACGGAUGGUCUUCCCUAAGAUCAAUCAUGGCUUUCUUUCUGCUGACCAGCAGCUCAUAAAGCGACGUCUCAUUAAGGGAGAUCAGGGUCAAGCAGGACCACCAGGACCUCCCGGUCCGCCGGGACCUCCAGGUCCCCGAGGUCCUCCAGGGGACACAGGCAAGGAUGGGCCCAGAGGUGUGCCAGGUCUACCAGGUGAUGCAGGGAAGCCUGGGGAAAUUGGUCCAAUGGGACCUGAGGGGCCCCAGGGCCUGAAGGGUUCACUUGGGCCUCCAGGCGUCCCAGGUGCUGACGGACAGAAGGGGGAUCUUGGCACCCCAGGAAUGGACGGUUUCCCCGGAGCCAAGGGUGAAAUGGGAGAACGAGGUGAAAAGGGCGACAUGGGCGAAGAAGGACAGAAAGGCGAUAUGGGCGAAAAGGGAGAUGCGGGCUCCUCUGCAGCAGGCAUCAAGGGUGAGCCUGGAGAGCCUGGACGAAGUGGACAAAAGGGAGAGCCAGGACUUCCAGGGCUGCCUGGACUCCCAGGGAUAAAGGGUGAGCCUGGAUUUGUUGGUCCCCAGGGAGAGCCAGGGCUUCCAGGACUCCCAGGAACUAAGGGUGAGAAAGGUGACCAUGGGCCACAAGGGAAGGGCGAACGAGGAGAAAUCGGACCUGUCGGACCAAAGGGAUCGCAAGGGGAGCCUGGUUCCCCAGGUCAGAAAGGGUCAAAGGGAGAGACCGGAGAUAAAGGAGAUUUAGGAUAUGUUGGCCCACGGGGCCCCCCCGGCCAGAAAGGAGACCAAGGAGCUACUGAAAUUAUCGACUAUAAUGGAAACAUUGAAGAAGCUUUGCAGAAGAUUACCACUAUUACAGUAACGGGUCCACCUGGUCCUCCUGGACCAAUUGGACCACAGGGCAUAAAGGGUGAUCGGGGUAUGCCUGGUCUACCUGGGCUUGAUGGUGAAAGGGGCUACAAAGGCUCAAAAGGAGACAUGGGAAUGCCCGGGGCUUCAGGGGAAAAAGGAGCAACUGGAUUACCUGGAUUACCUGGUGUCAAUGGAGUUAAAGGUGAUAAAGGUGAUGCAGGGUUGUCUGGUCCUCAAGGUCCCUCAAUAACUGGCCCUCCAGGGCCACCAGGACCUCAUGGCCCUCCAGGACCCAUGGGCCCCCAUGGCUUCCCUGGACCCAAGGGGGAACCUGGGCUACAUGGUGUGAAGGGUAUGCGAGGGGAACCGGGGCAUAAAGGGGAUCGUGGACCACUGGGUCUUCCUGGAGCCUCCGGCUUGGACGGCAAGCCUGGAAUUAGGGGAAUGGACGGGCCUCCAGGUCCAGCUGGUCCAGCUGGACCAAAGGGCGAUAGAGGAGAGAGAGGGGCACCGGGUGAGCCGGGACCGAGGGGACCCUACGGACUACCUGGAGCUGCUGGAACACCAGGCUUGGACGGGUUACCAGGCUUAAGGGGCGAGAAAGGCGACGUUGGGGAAAGAGGAGAAAAGGGGGAGAAGGGAAAGAAGGGGAAAAAAGGGCCUAAGGGCGAGAAAGGAGAACAGGGUGCCCCUGGAUUAGAUGCACCCUGCCCAUUGGGUCCUGAUGGAUUACCAAUGCCAGGGUGCUGGCAGAAGUGAUCGCUCUAACCUGAAUCGCAUGGAGUUUGUAAAUAAUGCUUAUUUUAUGCUGCUUCUACUCACAUCGCCAUGUGGCAACCCUGUGUGCCGCCAACCUCAACAUCCACAUCGAAGUGGGGUUCAGAUCCUUGGUCGGCACCAGAACUCAUCUCGGACUGGAGCGCCGCACCUGAGUCAUGGGAGGGGGGGUUGAAAAGCAAAUGUGGGAGGCCGAGGAGGCCAAGACAUUUGGUGUGGAGUGGGAUCUGGACUAGCUCGCUAACGCCAAACGCUCGGUGUUUUGUGUUGUUUCGUCCCAACAAGCUCACCGCCCACUCAUGCACGCCAUUUUUCGAGAAGAGACUAAAACUGAACAUUGCACCUGCAUGAGUUGUGCUCUGGCGUUCUAUUUACACGUGUUGUACAGAUGUCACUGUUUUGUGGUUGCUUCAUGGCUUCUGCAGACACACAAAAAAAAGACUAACAUUUACGCCAACAGCAGCAACAAAAGAGCUCGGGAAUAGUAACAUGUUGAUAUUUUCUUUUAAUCUUCCCAAGGGAGUGACACCGUGGCUGGUAGCCUGAAAAGAGUUGAUCCCGAAAAAGUGUCAGUUAUCUCUUUGUUGUGGCGACGCCUGACAGCCUGCAGGUUUUCUGCCGUUCUUGAGCGGCACCUCUAACGGCCUCAUUUUGGAAAGGGAGCGAGAACACAGCAGGCUCACCGCACUGAUUUUGAAGGAUAAACAAAUGACGCCCGAGAGGAUUUGAGGUAGCUUUCCCCAUAAUCGUGGGAACAGAUUACACAAGAGGGAGCUGCUGACGAUGUCAACGGAGCAUCUGCCUCUCCGCUCAGGCGACGAGGUCUACUGAUAGUGUUUUUUAAGAAAAAUAAUAAUACAAUCACAUUUUAUUUGUUUCUCUUUUUGUUUUUGCUGUCAUUCUUACACCAUUUGUAUUUUAUAGCCUUUGGUGCCUCAAGCUUUUAUUCAUUCCUUUUUCGGAUAUGUACAAUUUUAUAUCAUGUUUUAAUUUCUUUGGAAUGGUGUUUAUUGCGCAAAGGUACACCUUUGUGUUUUUAAUGUAUUUAAAGCCCCAAACUAUGCUGUUAUUCAUAUGGAUCAAUUACCGAUAGCUUCACCUCAGAUCAUUAUUAUCCUGUUAUUUGUAAAGUGUUGCCAAUUCAGUACAUGUACUUAUGGACUGAUAUGGAAAAUAAGCUUCAAUAUGCAUCAGAAUCCAAAGUUUGGUUUGUGCAAGUUUGAGAUUUAUUUUAGCGCAAGAUGGGAAUCUCAAGUUGACACACUUAAAUACUGUUUUUUUGGGUCAGUUUCCACUUAUAAACCACAUCACAUUCCAUAUCAAAUGGAGUUGUUUUUUUUUUUUCCAACUAUAGCUUGUUGAUCAUUUUGUAUUCUUGCCUAAAACUUGCCUUCUGACAGCAAGGUGGCACCACAGUACUUUUUCUUCUGUUACAGCUAUGCAUGGGCAAAUGAGAAAAUACUUCUUUUUUUUAUUUGGCAGCAGUCGCAGUUUAUUUCUGUCGGUAAUGAAGUUUUCCAGAAAUUGUCAGAUUUCUAUAUUUGGAGAGUAUCGCUAUUUGUAGCCAACAUUGUUGCAUUGACAUGGACAGAACAAGCCUUGAAUAAAAUUAUAGCUGUGAUUAAUGUUAGCAUAUGUGGAGACACCAAGCCCAAUAGAAACGGUAGUUAGCGUUAUCAUACGGGGUCAGUCUGUUUGUUUCAAGCAGAACUUGUAUUUUAGGUUUUGGGUUCCGUGUUAAAAUUCUUGUUGGAACCAAAUGAAAUGACAGUUAAUGACUAUCUGUCUUUUAGACUUUCUAAAAAAUACUUGUCUUUCAUACUAUAGUCUGUUGCUAAUGCUGCAAUUAAGCUAGGCUAUCUUGGGCAUGUUAUUUAGACAAACAAGCAAGCAAGCAAGCGCACUAUUUCUAACUAUUUCUCUUUUACACUAGCUUGUUCAGUUAAACAAUAAUGUACUUGAUUUUUAGACAAAGGCAAGAAGUGAAUUGAACACCAAGUUAUUGCAAGCAGAAAUAUUUUUUAAACUAGCUAAACUAAAAAUGUUAAGUUGUUAGCAUUAUGUAAAAUAAACAUAUCUCUUCUGUAACAUUACAAAAUGUAAAAUUUCUGGGUUAGUCCAGGUUCUGACAACUGGUAAAAGCCUGAUUACUCGUGUGCAGUCAAGGUUCUUGUGGGUUUCCUAACCAGGGUUAAUGCUAACAAAAGUUGAUGUUAUGUGUUGACAACAUACCUUGUUUAUGUAACAAUGUACAAUAUAAACAGUGUUACACUCCAAAUCUGUGUAACUCUUAUCACUUUCUGCUUUUUUUUUUCUCAUAAAAUUAAUUUUAUUGUAACACAAAAUGGGUGCACAUCAGUCAUAAUGGUGCUACCAGAUAGUUGGUCAACAACAGCUCAGUUGCUCUACCAGGAGCAUUUUUCUUUAUUGUUGUUGGGGUUUUAUGUUUGUAACUUUUUGGCAUACAUAUGUCUGAUACAUUAUUUAUUUUUCUAUAAUUUCUUAAAUGAAGGCAUUUUGGUUUUAAAUAGGCAUUCCUUUCAGGUGACGAUUGCAGAGGCGUAGCUAGCAGGUUGGAUUUAAACCCUUCAUUGACCUAUUCCACAGAAACUGUUUUUGCACUUUGAACCAAUUUCAUCAAAAACAUGAUUUAGUUUUCAAAUGCUCAAAACGCCAAAUAGAAUAAUUGCUUUGGAUAACUAGUUCUUGUUGAAAAACUCUGAUAGUGACAGCUAGUGGCCAGUGGAAGCCCCCCAAAAUUAAUUCCUGGCUAAGCCGUAGCUGUAUGGGGAUUUUUCAUGUCAGUUUACGCUGCAUCUCUGAUUUAUAUGAAGGCUGAGGAUGAUGUCAUGAAACCCAAAUGCAAACCAUAAGAGUUGAGGUACGUUUACUUCAUGGUGCAGUGGCGGGCUCAUCAUGGAGUUGGCCUGUCAUACAGGUAACGGGGCCUGCAUGCAGGCUUGGCCCCUACGGUAGUUAAAUAAUGCCGCUUUAGCCUCACAUGUUCUUUUUUUUAUUGAAUGUAGUUUGAUUAUGUGUAUAGUGGUUUAUUAUUGUAUUGUUGAAAUGUGUGCUCAUUUGACAAAAAAAAGUGCAAUUUCUAUUUUUGGUUGAUGUGCGUGGCUUCUCUCAUGCUACGCUGAAUACCACUACUUGGAGAAUAACAACCAGAAGACAAAGAAAACGUGUAAAUAAGGACCUUUGAUGAAAUUGAAAUUUGGAUCGUUUCUGCCUCACACACUUUUUGUUCAUAAGACUUAAUGGUUGCAAUGUUGUUUUUAAUUUUGUCUUUUGAUUUCCAGCAUUUGUGACAGUAUUUUAUAGGAUGCGCAGCUAAUUUUUACAGACUAUUAUUUUUUAAUUGCUUUGUUCAUUCUGCCACUGGCAGGAAUGCCACAGGAUUUAAAGCAUUUCUUUCUGUUUCAGUGUUAGAAGAGCUGCUAUGGGGCUCCAGAAUGUCAUAGUUGCAUAAAGGUUUGGGACUGACGCUGAGUCGUGUUUUCCUCUGAUGAGUCAGCAGUAUGCACCCCUGAGCCACACAUAACUCACCCAAACCUCUUAGAUUAAACUUGCUGGAGUCGUAUAACUGAAUAAAGUGACGGUGACUAUAGUUCUCUGCAUUGCGCUGACAAAUCUGUGUCUUAUCGGAACUCCUCUGCAGCUUUUGACUUAACAUUUUUCCACAAAUUCUUAAAAAAAUAAAUAAAUAAAAUGCAGAACAACAUGUUCCACUUUGUGGCGUACAUUGGCUAAAACUGCAUUUAUUUGGCUGUGGUAUGUUGGUUUUUCUUCUGCAUUUGUGUUCCUUUUUUGAUGCACUUGAUGGACAUUGCAUUGAGGAUCCUUGUAUUCACACAAACUGCUAUAUUUCAGAAUAUUUCAUAUGACUGUACUGUUGGAGCCAAAUAAACGCAGACUUUGAAAUAUAA
Messenger RNA from Thalassophryne amazonica, 6161 nucleotides. RefSeq names its product collagen alpha-1(XXV) chain. The record is from RefSeq and is a predicted model, not a curated record. Bases 217 to 2214 code for a protein of 665 amino acids. NCBI's taxonomy places the organism in Eukaryota, Metazoa, Chordata, Actinopteri, Batrachoidiformes, Batrachoididae. The transcript has 39 exons.